Sinocyclocheilus grahami is the source of this 1315-nucleotide messenger RNA. RefSeq names its product L-asparaginase. Gene Ontology annotation, molecular function: protein binding. The coding region runs from base 39 to 854 and encodes 271 amino acids. NCBI's taxonomy places the organism in Eukaryota, Metazoa, Chordata, Actinopteri, Cypriniformes, Cyprinidae. The transcript has 6 exons. The record is from RefSeq and is a predicted model, not a curated record.
UGAAAUAGCCUGUACUUAUAAUCUAUUUAAAAGUAAUAAUGGCGUAUUAUUCAAGUCAUGUAUUUAAAAUUUUUAAACUUACCUUGACGUAUACCUAUACAUUCACAGAUGAGACAAAAGAGAAACGAGAGGAACCAUACGACCCGUUGUUUCUGCCAUUAACCAAACUGGGCUCUAAAACGCGAGGCCAGCCGUUCCUCUGCAUCGUGGGCCAGGUGCUCAGUCUCGGCUGGCUCAAAUACAAGACCUUUGAAGAUGUCAAUGCGAUUGUGGCCUUGUUGCUGCCCUCAUUAGCUUGCAGAUGCAUAGACAACAACGACUUACUGUCUUUGCAAGAGAUUCUUGUCACGAUGGAUAUAAAUGCUGGAGAUUAUGAUGGCAACACUGUCAUGCACAGAGCUUGUGAAAAGGGCAGAACUGAUAUGGUUAAAUAUUUACUGUCUAUUGGAGCAGCAUGCCAGCUGAUAAACCGCUUUGGUUGCACACCUCUGCAUCUUGCCAUAAGAAACAAACACUUUGACGUGAUCAAGAUUUUGAUAGUGGAAGGAGCCACAGUGAGCCUAAAUCCUGUGCGAGUUGGCAUGGGACUCAUCAAGGCGGUUCUGACUAAAGACUGUCAGCUUUUGCAAGCAUGGUACUUAGCUGGUGCAAACAUGAACCAGGGUGAUUAUAAUGGACAGACCGCUUUACAUGCAGCAGUGGAGAAGAGGGACAAGAACUUGGUGUCCAAACUUCUUGAAUAUGGCGCCACCCCAGAGAAUAGGAAUAUGUGGGGAAGGACAGCAGAAGAUGAAGCAAGACAGAAAAAUCUUCAUGACAUUGUGGUGCUCUUCAAUCAACUUUACUUUUUCUAACAGCAGCUUGCUGUGUAGGACCUAGUCAAGCGGACCAGCUGAUAUCAGAUACAAAAGCAUAUUACUUUCAAGUUUUUUACCUUGACAACCAAGUUAAUUCUUAGUAAAGAAUUCUAAGUGCUAGUCUAAGCGCUGUAAAUGGCUGACAACUCUCAACUCUCCUCCUAAUGUUUACACAAGAAAUCAAUUCAAAUAAAGCAGGCAUUUUAUCAUUUAUUUCAAAACGAAAAGCAUAAGUUGGUGCAUAUGCAUGAAAAGUUAAACUAAUCCAGGGUUAACAGAGUCUAGUUGAGUCAUUCUUGGUAGAACUGCAUGAACAUAUUUAAUUUGUGCAAUUAACACGUGCACACGUUGUCGUCAUCUUGAAUAUCCUUUGCAUGUACAUUUUGUACUGUCCAGCACAAGUUGCUGUCGUUUGUUGUUGAGUUUAGUAGACAUAGCUGGCAGUAAAGAGGGACUGU